GCACCCGUCGCCAUGGCAACAGCGGAAGCCAGUCCCAGUGCAGGUCAAAGGGCGCGUUCGCGUCGGUUGCCAUGGUGACGGGACGCUGCCAAGUUUGGCAGACCGGCGUCCUCGCUGCUGUGGAGCGAAAUGGGCGAAAGGACGUACUGCUCCUCGGUGCUGCUCCAUAACUGGUUUGAGGACGUCGCCUUGGAUCAGGAUGUUAUUAAAGACUUUAUUAAGAAGAAAGAACGUGGUGAGCUUUUAAUGCAGAAGCUUGGAUCCUUUAAAGAUGAUCUGCUGAAUAAGACUGAGCUUUCCAAGAGUACUGAUGGAUAUAUUCACUUUGGUGACCAGGUAUUACUUAUUAAUCCUGGCACAGAACAAAGUCAUUUGCCUCGAGCCCCCAUGACAUUAACGAUGAAUGUUGAUGAAAACAGAUUUAUGACAAGUAAAAAAGUUGAUUCACCAUGUGAAGUGUGCAGCAGCAGGAACUUAACACCCUGUGUCAGGAAUACUUUUGUCAUUACGAGUGUUGAUGGUAGUUGCAAUGGUGAUCCACUUCGAUAUGGACAAAGCUUUGCUCUCAAAACAAUGGAAGGAAUUGCUGGACAGCUAUAUCUGACAAGUGAUAUGAAAUUAUUUCUGAAAUAUGCCAAAAAAUCUCGGAAGCAGCUAGUGAACCUCACAGAUCAGCUUUCCUUCCUGACUUGUUGGCAGGUCUUGUACUUUGACCCGCAGAUGCGGCUUGAGUACGAUGGAUACCCAGUGCAAGCAAAUGUUAAAGUACUUAUCAACCAUGUUCGUACAAAUCAGGCUUUAGCAGUUCUUCAGGAAUACUCCUUCUGGACAAUGUUUGGAAGAGAGCAUGAAAUUACUACUCACACCUUCCUCGAUAUCCAUCGGGCUGAAGAAGACCCGAACCAUUGGAUAAUUGUCACUGGGGAUCCCAGAGUUCCUCAUGGAAUCAUGGUUCAUAUGCCUCCACCUGUUUGUAAAAACCCAGAAACAAAGAAAACGCACAGCCAGGAGUCAUCUGACUGCUUCACUCAAAAAUAAACCUACCCUCUGAGCAACCUUGAUUUAUUUGACUAGAAAUAUUUCAGUUCUCCUUCCCAAACCUGAAUUUAUCUUUAAUCAGCUGGAUUAUUCCUUAUAUCAGCUUCAUUUUCAUAGUGUGCUGAAUUUAAUCAAUCGAACUAUGUCCAUGGAAGCUUCUACAAUUUGUGCAGAAUGUCAGAAUGUUCACUUUAAUUACAAUCUAACAAUGAAUGAG
Messenger RNA from Mobula hypostoma (lesser devil ray), 1255 nucleotides. It is a transcript of the gene cfap161, whose product is annotated as cilia and flagella associated protein 161. Gene Ontology annotation, cellular component: motile cilium. The transcript is spliced from 7 exons. Gene Ontology annotation, biological process: cilium assembly. The record is from RefSeq and is a predicted model, not a curated record. NCBI's taxonomy places the organism in Eukaryota, Metazoa, Chordata, Chondrichthyes, Myliobatiformes, Myliobatidae. The coding region runs from base 130 to 1038 and encodes 302 amino acids.